AUGACCGCUUCGAUGCUCGCGACCGCAACCUUGGGCCUCGGGUCCAUCCCUUCGACCGCCGCCCGCGUCCAUUCGAGGGCCGCUCCGCACCUCCGAGCUCGCGCUUCCGUCUCCCUCGGCGCUCCCCGCGUCCUGCUCGCGAACCGCCGAAAACCCCGCGACUCCCGCGACUCCCGCCAUCGCCGAAGGUCGUCCUCGCUGCGGCUCGUCGCCGAGUUCGACUGCGACGACAAGAUGAGCGUGCCGCCCGGCGCGUUCGGCGGCACCACGCCGGAAAAGAAGGCGGCGAUGAUGAUGGAGUCAAUGUUCACGUACAUCGCGUGCUGGAUCGUCAUCGACCAGACCGAAAACGCCGCGCCAAAGAUAAACACGAAGGAUGGGACGGACGGUGCGGACCAGGAAGCGCACGACGUCGACUCGGACUCCGCCACGCGCGAGGUCAGACGCGUCGUCAACGUGCACGAGUUCCUCCUCAACUUCCUCGAGGAAAACCCCGUGAAAGACGCGGACGCGUUCAUGCGCCUGCUGUCCAAGGCGUCGCCCGAGAUCGCCAUGCGCGUCAUGGAGGUGAGAGCCGCCUACGCCGAGGACGACUUCGAGUGGCAGAACAGCAGGCGCUUGGCGCUGGAGAACAUGAGGAAAGUGAACGGGGACGUGAUGCGCGAGCACGCCACCGCCGCGCUCGCCGCCUCCAUGGUAACCUCCGAAGACCCGGGCGCCUUGUGAUCGACGACGCGCCCGUCCGAGCGACCUCGAUGUAUUUUUGAAGACUCCUGUUGUAUCACUAGCUCCGCUUGCUUGUAACAUUUGGUGUGUGACG
This is a messenger RNA of Micromonas commoda, 820 nucleotides long. RefSeq lists its product with no specific name. Gene Ontology annotation, molecular function: protein folding chaperone. Gene Ontology annotation, biological process: ribulose bisphosphate carboxylase complex assembly. Bases 13 to 726 code for a protein of 237 amino acids. The record is from RefSeq and is a predicted model, not a curated record. NCBI's taxonomy places the organism in Eukaryota, Viridiplantae, Chlorophyta, Mamiellophyceae, Mamiellales, Mamiellaceae. The transcript has a single exon.